AUGUCCUCGACGGAGAGCUCCAGUCGCACGGCGGACAAGUCGCCGCGCCAGCAGGUGGACCGCCUGCUCGUGGGGGUGCGCUGGAGGCGGCUGGAGGAGCCGCUGGGCUUCAUCAAAGUUCUCCAGUGGCUCUUUGCUAUUUUCGCCUUCGGGUCCUGCGGCUCCUACAGUGGGGAAACAGGAGCAACGAUUCGCUGCAACAACGAAGCCAAGGACGUGAGCACCAUCAUUGUUUCGUUCGGCUAUCCCUUCAGGUUGAACCGGGUCCAGUAUGAGAUGCCCCUCUGCGACGAUGAAUCCACCUCCAAGACCAUGCAUCUCAUGGGGGACUUCUCUGCCCCCGCCGAGUUCUUCGUGACCCUGGGCAUCUUUUCCUUCUUCUACACCAUAGCUGCACUCAUCCUCUACCUGCGUUUCCACAACAUCUACACGGAGAACAGGCGCUUCCCCCUGGUGGACUUCUGUGUGACUGUCUCCUUCACCUUUUUCUGGCUGGUAGCUGCAGCUGCCUGGGGCAAGGGCCUGACUGACAUCAAGGGGGCCACACGACCAUCCAGCCUGAUAGCAGCCAUGUCUGUGUGCAAUGGAGAGGAGGCGGUGUGCAGUGCCGGGGCCACGCCCUCCAUGGGACUGGCCAACAUCUCCGUGCUCUUUGGCUUUAUCAGCUUCUUCCUGUGGGCCGGGAACUGUUGGUUUGUGUUCAAGGAGACCCCGUGGCAUGGGAAGGGCCAGGACCAGGGCCAGGGCGCCGGCCAGGAGAGCGCAGCUGAGCAGGGAGCGGUGGAGAAGCAGUAA
Molecule: messenger RNA, 795 nt
Organism: Mesoplodon densirostris (Blainville's beaked whale)
Lineage: Eukaryota; Metazoa; Chordata; Mammalia; Artiodactyla; Ziphiidae
Gene: SYPL2
Product: synaptophysin like 2
Exons: 6
Coding region: 1-795 (264 amino acids)
Cellular component (GO): synaptic vesicle membrane; synaptic vesicle
Source: RefSeq, a predicted model, not a curated record